Molecule: messenger RNA, 5187 nt
Organism: Dromiciops gliroides (monito del monte)
Lineage: Eukaryota; Metazoa; Chordata; Mammalia; Microbiotheria; Microbiotheriidae
Gene: ZBTB26
Product: zinc finger and BTB domain containing 26
Exons: 2
Coding region: 100-1425 (441 amino acids)
Biological process (GO): regulation of transcription by RNA polymerase II
Cellular component (GO): nucleus
Molecular function (GO): RNA polymerase II cis-regulatory region sequence-specific DNA binding; DNA-binding transcription factor activity, RNA polymerase II-specific; protein binding
Source: RefSeq, a predicted model, not a curated record
GUCCCCUCCCCCUCCCUUUCCCCCCCGGAGCCCCCGAGGGGCCGGAGCUCCAGGCUGUGCGGGAUUCCAGCCUCGGCUACUCUAGGUUGGUCUGCCACAAUGUCUGAAAGAUCAGAUCUCCUUCGCUUCAAGUUUGAAAAUUAUGGAGAUUCAAUGUUACAAAAAAUGAACAAAUUAAGAGAAGAAAAUAAGUUUUGUGACGUCGCAGUUCACAUAGAUGAUAUUGAGGUUCAGGGACAUAAAAUUGUGUUUGCUGCAGGCUCACCCUUCCUAAGAGACCAGUUUUUACUGAAUGAUUCCAGAGAAAUAAAGAUUUCCAUAUUGCAGAGUUCAGAAGUGGGGAGACAAUUGCUGCUAUCCUGUUAUAGUGGCAUUCUGGAAUUUCCUGAGAUGGAACUGGUAAAUUAUUUGACAGCUGCAAGCUUUCUUCAGAUGAGCCACAUUGUAGAACGAUGUACACAGGCCCUUUGGAAGUUUAUAAAGCCCAAGCAGCCCUUGGAGGGCAAAGAGGAAUGUGAACAGCAGAGUGAUUCUUCAGAGUCAAAAGAACAGCAGGUAGAUGACAGAGACUCACAGGAGCAGGACUCUCCCUGUAUUCAGCCCUCUGAGGAUAGUAUGGACAUGGAGGACAGUGACAUUCAGAUUGUUAAAGUAGAAUCAAUUGGGGAGGUUUCAGAAGUUAGGAAUAAAAAAGAUCAAAAUCAGUUUAUUUCUUCUGAACCAACUGCUUUACAUUCCUCAGAACCCCAGCACUCCUUAAUUAAUUCAACUGUGGAAAACAGAGUAAAUGAAAUUGAACAAAACCAUCUCCACAAUUAUGCCCUUUCUUAUGCAGGUAGUGAUAACAUCAUUAUGGCCUCUAAAGACUUGUUUGGUCCUAAUAAUCGUGGCGUAGAAAAAGGCCUUCAGUGGCAUCAUCAGUGCCCAAAAUGUACCAGGGUGUUCCGUCAUCUAGAGAACUAUGCCAACCACUUAAAAAUGCAUAAACUCUUUAUGUGUUUACUCUGCGGAAAGACUUUCACUCAGAAAGGCAACCUCCACCGACAUAUGCGAGUACAUGCAGGCAUCAAACCUUUCCAAUGUAAAAUCUGUGGGAAAACCUUCUCUCAGAAGUGCUCCUUACAGGAUCACCUUAACCUUCAUAGUGGAGAUAAGCCCCAUAAAUGUAACUAUUGCGACAUGGUUUUUGCACAUAAACCAGUUUUGAGGAAACACCUGAAGCAGUUGCAUGGUAAAAACAGCUUUGAUAAUGCUAAUGAAAGAAAUGUGCAAGACCUCACAGUGGAUUUUGAUUCUUUUGCUUGUACCACAGUCACAGAAACUAAAGGGUGCCAACAGCCUCCUGAUGCAUCCCAGGUAUUAGAUGCAGGUAAACUGGCCCAGGCUGUACUGACUAUAAGGAGCGAUGGUACCUGUGUUAAUUAAGUAGAGUUAUAUGCUUAACUAAUGAUUGACCAAGAGAGCAUGAAAAACAGUUAAGUCUGUAUCUUGGAGGUGGGGAGUGGGGAGCAUUAUGGUUAAUUUGACUGAUGUAUACAGUUGGCUCAAUGAAAGCACCUGGUAAGUUGCUACUUCAAGGUGUUUUUAGUACCUUUUCACCCUGUUUGGGGUGAUGACUUUUCUUCCCAUAAGUAUUUGUUUUUCUUUCUUGAGAAUUACUAUACUUCAGGUAGAUCACAUUGACUCGUUUCUGGCUGGUCCCAUUUCUGGGUGUUUUGUGGGGCAUGGUAACAACAAAUUAACCUCAACUACUUUUCAUCAAUAGAUGCUAUGUUAGGAGAAAUGAAAAACUGUAGAUUGUGAACAAAAGUGGCUGAAAUUUUUUUUAAAAAACCCUAAUUUUAAUGUUUUACCUUUGAUAUCAGAUAGAAUGAACCACUGGCUGCUCAAUGGUUAAAUUAAUUUGUUUUUGUUAAACAUCUUAUUUCAUCCACAAACUCCAUAUGAGUUCACUUUGAAGUUGUUUACAUGAAAUAUAUUUAGUUCAUUUUAUAUACUUUUAAACAGUAUUAAUACUUGAUUUCCAUUCUCUUAAGUUAUUCACAUGGAUCAGGUAAUACACAUUGGUUUUUUUCAGCAACACCUGCCUGCACAAGUAGAGAUCACCAUCAGUAUCCUUAUACUCACAUAUAAAAGACAGCAGUUUAAAUAACUGUGUAACGGAGUGGAAACCUUUGGUUUUUCAAUUAGAAUAUUAUAGGAAAAGGCCAAUUGCCUCUAAUAACUGUUACUUCUCUAUUGAUUUUCUUAAAGCCAGGACAACAAAUGGCAUGCUUAAUGGAUGUGUUGAAGAGUAAUGAUAUUUAAAAAAUAAAGAACACAACAUUUUUUUAAAGGCUACUUGGUAGUUGACAUACUUUGUGUCAGCUGAGCCACAUUCAUAGUGAGUGAUAAGAAAAGUAUACAACCCAAUAUUUUGUAGAGCAGACUCUGAAAUCUUGGUAAAUUAUCAGUGUACUUUUCUGUAGUCAUGGUGUACUUCCAUUCCUAAAAUGACUGAAAAAUCCAUAAUGAAUCACGAGGCACAUAUUGUAAUCAGUUUUUUCUCUUUAAAGGUGGCCAAUCUUAUCUCCAUACCUGCAACAGACCCACUAGCACUUCAAUUCAUCUGUUUAGAUUUUUUUUUCUUUACCUCGAAUAAAAUUGUGGAGUCUUAGCUGUUGUAUGACAUCUGAGUUAGAUUUAGAUAGUCAUAGGAUCAUAGAAUGUUAGAGCUCAACUAGUCUAAUUCCUUACUGUAGACGAGGAAACUUAUUUCCUGGGUAGGAAAUUUCUUACCCUAUGUCAUUUAAAACUGUCCAUAGGGAAUCACAGCAUCAGAGACUUAGGUGAAGGCCAGGUUUAUUACAAGAGAAAUGAACAUGAAUGGGAACCCAAUGGACUCAAAGUUUUUACAGAAGUUUUCACUUUUAUAAUAGCAGGACAAAGAGAAGAGGGGAUACCAGAAAGGGAGGUUGUAACAUGGGAGGGAGAACAGUGCAUCAAAGGGGAGGAGAGGGGCAACUACAAAAGCCUCAUUCUUUUCCCUUGGGAACAACUAAACUAUGAAGAUAGGAGAGUCCUCUUAUCAACAGAAGACCCCAGCUGCACAAGUUGUAUCCCAGCCUGGCACAGACAGCUGGAGCCUGUCUUGCUUCCCAAAGACAUACAAGAGUCCAGCUUGGGAUACAACAACAAAUUAUGUCUACUCAGAGAGAGCUUAGUCCUUGAUUAUAUUCAGGGCCUUGUGCAUACUCUGAGUCCAGUGUUUCUGAAAAAUAUGGCAACUCAAAAAGACAUAUUCAAGGGAUCCCCUUAACAAAACAGUUUUUACUCCAUGUGUUCUUCAAGGUUUUCUUAAUAGCUAAACUAUUCGAUAUUCAAGAUAAAGUAUGACAUGUUAACUAGAGAUUUUAUAUUUCCUCUUUAAAUCAUUGCUGGGUUUUAGGCCAGGAAACAGCCCAGUGUUUACUAGCUAUCACAUAGGGAUUUAUUCCCAUUUAGAAGCUCUUUUUUGGUUGAAAAGGACUGCUUUGAACAAUAUUUUAUUCUUACAAACUAGUGAGAUGAAUUUUCUUAGUGGCAGUGGGCUUAUUUGCUGUAUCCACUUUGACAAAUAAGAAUAUGUGGUGGGAGGGAAUCAAAUGGGGAAGAAACUCAGAUGCUUUCUAAACUAGAUUGUGUUAAUUUCCAUCAAGUUUAAAAACUUUUAUAAUUUGAGUGCAUUUAAAGAAAUGUAGCUGGUUUGAGAGAAUCUCUGUUGUUGGUAUAUUGGAUGCUGUUUUUUGUGAAUUCGGUUGGAAGCAUUACAUUGAUCAAUAUUGUUUAAAAAAUACUGUCCCAUGCUAUUUGCUAGACAAUUUAAAAGCAAAACUCCUUGAAUGGUAGAGCCAUUAAAGCACUUAAAACCUGGUUAAUAGAUUGUGAUGCAGCUGCUCCCUGACAAUAUCUAAUUUACAAAGUUUAACUGAAGGUACCAAUGCUAUGCAACAAUGAGAAGCUACAACAGGAUAUUGCAACCAUUUUGUUUUAUGUUUGCUUUGGGCAUCAUUUAAUUACAGGAAAAUUACAUGGCAUAGUCAAGAGACUUAGUUUAUUAACUGAAAGCUGUGCUGUCAUUCUUGUGAUGUCUUUUUCUUAUUGAGUUGACUAAAUAGCCAAGAGUUCAAAGUUAGAUACGGCGCUUUUACUGAGGACUAGACUUUCUGAGUUCUUAUUAGAAAACAUAGGCUAUUGAGGGCUAGUCCAACCUCCUCAUUUUUCAGAGGAGUACUAAGUUGGUUAGUGACAGAACUGGGACUUACCAGGGUCUCAAAGUUUCUUAGUGGCAGACUCAGUGACCGGUACUAAAAUCCGCCUCUUGACUCUUACCCAGGCCAGUCUUUUCUCUAUUAUACCACAGUUGCCUCAUGUGGUCUUUGACUUAACAAGAAGGAAUAAUAAAGAAAACUACCUUGGAUUAUUAAGAGCACUUAAAUGUAGACAUCCUGACACUUUGUCUAUUUACCAUCAUUAUUUCCUCCUAGAAAAACUUUUAGUUCGCACUUCUGGGCAAAUAUAAAUCACUGAAGUGACUGAACUCUCCUCCAAUUUUUAGCUGGAGAGGAAGCCCCUUUCAUUUCUGUGAGAUUUUCUUAAUGAAGUUCAAUGAAGCUAUAUUUAAGAAAAUUUGCUACUUUAGCUAGAACUUGAUUUUUUCAAGUAUGUAGGUUUCCUAGAACAUAUUGAAAUUUGACCAGACUACUGAAUGAUAUAGAAAACUAUUUGAAAUUCUUGUGGUAGAAAGACUUAAAAUUUUUUUAUUCACUCAGCAUUAGAAUUGUACGGACCUUUGAUGUUGAAACCCUAUAAAGCACAAAAAAGGAAGAAGGAAUCCUGUUAAGUUUAGCACUACAGGUUAAAAAUUUUUUUAAAUUAAAACUUCCAGCACUUAGUUGAAGUAACUAACAUCUAGAAAGGUAAAUCAGAUAUGGGUUUAAUUCCUUAAAAUUUUUUUCAUUAGAAGCUGUAUAAAUAGGGCAUUCCUCUGAGACCAGUUUUCACAUUUUCACUACUAUCAAAUACGUAGCAAAGUACCUUCUUCCAUUGUCUACUUUCAGCUAAUGAACAGCUGUCCUAAACUUGUUGUAUGUUACACAUACUGAUUAUGAACUACCUCUUCACCUAUUAUGAGGAAGUUUCCUUAAUAAAAGUGUGACAACUAAAAAA